Molecule: messenger RNA, 773 nt
Organism: Lepisosteus oculatus (spotted gar)
Lineage: Eukaryota; Metazoa; Chordata; Actinopteri; Semionotiformes; Lepisosteidae
Gene: dnaaf6
Product: dynein axonemal assembly factor 6
Biological process (GO): flagellated sperm motility; axonemal dynein complex assembly
Cellular component (GO): cytoplasm
Molecular function (GO): protein-folding chaperone binding; dynein intermediate chain binding
Source: RefSeq, a predicted model, not a curated record
AGUUUUAGUCCCGUUAGGGUUAACGAGCAGCGCAAUGGACAACAUGUCCUCGACGGAGACUCUCCAGGCUCUGUCCAGCCUCCUCUACACCGACCAGGAGUCUGACGAGGAUGACAGCAUCUCGGUUCCACCUGCGGCAAGAAUGGGACCUGGUCAGAUUGGCCCAGCCAGAGCAGUGGAGAAAGACGCUCCCUCAAAGGACAGCAGGCAGAUCUGGAGUGAGGAGGAGGUGGCAGAAGGAGCACAGUUCGAUGACCUCUGUGACCCCCGGCCACAGCCCGAGUAUGAGAUCCUCCUGAAGCAGAGGGUGGGCACCGAGGAUGUGUUUCUGGGUAUGAGCAGAAAGAACCCCUCCUCCGCCUGUUGUGAGAGCAUGCUGGUCAAAAUCAAACUGCCCAACACAAAAAUCACUGACUUGGUCCUCGAUGUCAAAGAGACUUUCCUUGAUCUACGAACACCAAAAUAUAAGCUGGGGCUGCACCUCCCUCACCCUGUGCACAGUGAAGAGGGGAGAGCCUGCUUCAUCACGGAGAGGGAGGAGCUGGAGGUCACCCUCCCUAUGGACCGCCCACUGGACAGCAUUAACCUGGCCUGAGAGAGAGGAAGAGUGUGUGACUGUGCUGGAGCCCUGGGUCCAGUCAACCAAAGCACACUUGCGGGGUGUUUACACCAGAGCCCUUGUCUCAGCUGCAAAGGAAUAAUGCUUACAUGUUCUGCCUCUUGUCUUUCAUUGAAAAUGUUACAGUACAUCAAUGUACUGUAACUGUACUGUA